Messenger RNA from Danio rerio (zebrafish), 1251 nucleotides. RefSeq names its product replication factor C (activator 1) 3 (gene rfc3). The record is from RefSeq and is marked provisional. Gene Ontology annotation, biological process: DNA replication; DNA strand elongation involved in DNA replication; DNA repair. Gene Ontology annotation, molecular function: ATP-dependent activity, acting on DNA; DNA binding. Gene Ontology annotation, cellular component: chromosome; nucleus; protein-containing complex. Lineage: Eukaryota; Metazoa; Chordata; Actinopteri; Cypriniformes; Danionidae.
CUGUAGUUGCCGCUCUGACAGCGCGCUGCGCGGGUUUGUGUUUCGCGGGAGCAGGCGGAUGACAAUAACAUCAUAUUAUUUACUUCUUCCACGGGUACAUUACUGUCAUCAUUUCAACUGAAAAAUGAGUUUAUGGGUGGACAAAUACCGACCGACGUCCUUGGCUAAACUGGACUACCACAAGGAGCAAGCUAACCAGCUCAAAAAUCUGGUUCAGUGUGGCGAUUUUCCUCAUUUGUUGGUUUAUGGACCCUCUGGAGCUGGCAAGAAAACUCGGAUCAUGUGUUUGCUUCGAGAGCUUUAUGGAGCCGGGGUGGAGAAACUCAGGAUUGAACAUCAGUCUAUCACGACUCCAUCAAAAAAGAAGCUUGAAAUCAACACUAUUGCCAGCAACUACCAUCUAGAGGUGAAUCCAAGUGAUGCCGGGAACAGUGACCGCGUGGUCAUUCAGGAGCUGAUAAAAACAGUCGCACAGUCUCAGCAGAUUCAGUCCAGCGCUCAGAGGGAGUUCAAAGUGGUGCUGCUCACGGAGGUGGACCGCCUCACUAAAGAUGCCCAGCAUGCCUUGCGCCGUACGAUGGAGAAGUACAUGGCCACUUGUCGACUGAUCCUCUGCUGUAACUCCACGUCAAAAGUAAUCGCCCCCAUCAGGAGCAGGUGUCUGGCUGUGAGGGUCCCUCUGCCAAGUGUGGAAGAGGUGUGCAGUGUCCUGUCAGGCGUGUGCAGGAAGGAGGGUCUGCUGCUUCCUCCAGAACUGGCCAAACAAAUCGCAGAGAAAUCUGGCCGUAACCUCCGUAAGGCCCUGCUGAUGUGCGAGGCCUGCAGAGUUCAACAGUAUCCCUUCUCUCCAGACCAGGACAUCCCAGAGACAGACUGGGAGGUUUACCUCAGAGAGACCGCUAAUGCUAUAGUUAGCCAGCAAAGCCCUCAGAGGCUUUUGGAAGUUCGUGCACGAUUGUAUGAACUUCUAACUCACUGCAUCCCACCAGAAGUCAUCAUGAAGGGUCUGGUGACUGAGUUGUUGAGUAACUGUGAUGGACACCUGAAGGCUGAAGUGGCUCAGAUGGCGGCCUACUAUGAACACAGACUGCAGCUGGGCAACAAAGCCAUCUACCACCUGGAGGCCUUCGUCGCAAAAUUCAUGGCCAUCUACAAGAAGUUUAUGGAAGAUGGGCUUGACAACUUUAUGUUCUAAGGAAAUGUAAAUGAGAGAUUAUAUUACUGUUUUUCAUAAUAAAAGACAUCUACAAA